This is a messenger RNA of Oncorhynchus gorbuscha (pink salmon), 2205 nucleotides long. It is a transcript of the gene asb3, whose product is annotated as ankyrin repeat and SOCS box containing 3. Gene Ontology annotation, molecular function: protein binding. The transcript is spliced from 6 exons. Bases 149 to 1810 code for a protein of 553 amino acids. The record is from RefSeq and is a predicted model, not a curated record. Gene Ontology annotation, biological process: intracellular signal transduction. Lineage: Eukaryota; Metazoa; Chordata; Actinopteri; Salmoniformes; Salmonidae.
GUCACCAUCCUCGGGCCGCUGGAUGGGCGGAGUUUUCACUUUUAGUCCAAUGAUAGUGUGUACGGAAGUGAUUCAACGCGGGUGUUUAUCGAUGUUGCAAACAGCUGAGAACACGAGAAAAGAGUCGUUCAGAUGAGCGGUAAGGAGGAUGGACUUUACUGAGUGUUACAGCGACACGGUGUCCAGCCUUGCCGUGGCAGCACGCGAGAGCAAUGUCAGGCGUGUGAGCUUACUGAUCCAGAGAGGCUGCAGUGUGGACAGCAGGGAUAACCGUGGUUGGAACGCUCUCCACGAGGCUGCAGCCGCCGGAACCAUCGUAUGUGUGCAACAGCUACUUAAGGCUGCCGAAGGAGCCUCCAGUGGUUGCCGUGCCUACGUGGGCUCUCUGACACAUGAGGGUGAGUCGGCGUUGUAUCUGGCCGUGCAACGCAGACACCUGGCCGUGGUCAAGCUCCUCCUCAGAGCACACGCUGACAUCAACCAGCCAACCAAUGACCUGUCCUGCCCUCUCUACGCAGCAGUAGACUGUGGGCACACAGAUAUCGUGGAGUUGCUGGUGCGGAAAGGGGCAGAGGUUAACGGAACACACACGGCCUCCUGCUGGACCUGCCUUCAUCAGGCUGCCUAUAAAGGUCACAGUGACAUUGUGCGUAUCCUGGUGGGCGUGUGUCGCCUGGAGGUGUUUGACGAUCACAUGAUCACUCCCCUGUUUGUGGCUGCACAGUACGGACAAAAGCAGUGUCUCCAGAUCCUCGCUGACGCAGGUGCCAAUGUGAACGCCCAGGCCUCAGACUUGGCAACACCGCUGCUGAUUGCAUCACAGGAGGGCCACGAAGGCUGUGUGGAGAUUCUUCUGGACCACAAUGCCAACCCAAAUCUGUCUUGUUCCAACAACUGGCCACAGCUCCCCAUCCACGCAGCUGCCGAGUUCGGCCACAACACUAUCCUGGCCAGGCUCAUUGCUGUGACACACCGGGUGUGUGACCGUGGAGAGGGUGAGUUGAGUCCGCUGUACUCUGCUCUGAAGAACAAUCACAGCCACUGUGUAGAUCUGCUGCUGAGGGCCGGCUUCAGCCCAGACGCCCAGGACUGUAGCUCCCUCUUCAGCUCAGACACCACAUCGCCGCUUGCCUUCACACUGGCCUUGAAAUGCACAUCCUCCCAGCCCUUUAGCGAUUCGGCACGCUUGCUGGUAGCCGCAGGGGCCACUUUGACUGGGCGGGAAUGGCUCUACAUUCUGGCCAUGUGCAAAUCCGAUGUGUUGCAGUAUGUCUUACAACAAAGGAGCAUCCCCAGACCAGAUCAGCUAAGCAGGACCAUCUCGCUCUGCUCUAGGCCAGAGCAGCAGAGCAACAGCCCACUCAGUCCAGAAGAGUUGCGUGGGCUGGUGUGUGAGGCGCUCGGCAUGGUAUGCCAUGCUUCCUACUGGUUGCCCACGCUACUUCAGGCAGGCCUGGAGCCCUCCCUACUGUUGCAGAGACCUUACGCCCUGAGGAAGGCAGACAGUGAGGUUUUGAAUUACUUCCUCCAGUUUGUCAAUUGGUCGACUCUCUCUCACCCACUAAAGGAGAUACUGCUACCCCGAAAGGAGAGCACCUGGAGGCCACAUUACGAGUGUGUGCCAUCUCUCUCUCACCUCUGCAGGCUGCGAGUCAGGGAAGAGUUAGGUUCAGUGGUUCUGAUGCAGACAGCUGUGGUCCGACAGCUUCCUCUUCCCCCUCCACUGCAGAUAUACCUCCAGUUCAGAGAUAUCCCACCACCCUCGCACGCAACAACAGUCCCACAGGGAGGGUUUCUACAGCGACUAUAACAAUGACAUAGAGGGCUUCAUAUAAUCUGCCACUGAAGAGAUGUCCUCAAUUAAAAAAAUAUCCACACACACCCAGUUCCCUAUGCACACACCCCAGUUCCCUAUGCACACACCCCAGUUCCCUAUGCACACACCCCAGUUCCCUAUGCACACACCCCAGUUCCCUAUGCACACACCCCAGUUCCCUAUGCACACACCCCAGUUCCCUAUGCACACACCCCAGUUCCCUAUGCACACACCUGUUCUAUGUUUCUGUUCUGUUGAUGUGUGAUUUUGGAAUAGAUCAGCUCUAUUUCAACACUGAUGUUGGUGAAAAUGAAUAUUUUUGUAUUCUUUGUAGAAUUGCCUGUAUGGCUUGUUUUGAUUAUUGUUGAUUAAAACAAAGUAUCAAGCUG